This is a messenger RNA of Colletotrichum higginsianum IMI 349063, 1014 nucleotides long. RefSeq names its product Toxin biosynthesis. The record is from RefSeq and is a predicted model, not a curated record. Lineage: Eukaryota; Fungi; Ascomycota; Sordariomycetes; Glomerellales; Glomerellaceae. The transcript has 2 exons. Bases 1 to 1014 code for a protein of 337 amino acids.
AUGUCCUUCACCUCCGUCUUCCACGUCAAGGAGCACAUCCUCGACGGCUCCCACAUCCGCGAGUUCCCCCGCGCCCUCUCGCGCUCACAGGACGACGUCCUGAAGCUAGCUGUCAAGGAAUACAUCCCCAAGGACAACCCGAACCCCAAGCCCGGCGAUGUCACCAUCAUCGGCGCCCACGCCAACGGCUUUCCCAAGUGGUCCUCCAACGCAAAAGGCACCAUCGAGUCCUCCCCAGCCGCCGCCUCCGCCCGUCGCCGCGACCUCUGGCCCUCUCGCGCCGCCGCCCGCGCCGCUUUUCUCAAGAGCCCUUUCUACCGUGCCUGGGACCCUCGCGUCUUCGACGCCUGGCUCCACCACGGCCUGCGCGACCUGCCCACCCAGCUGUACCCGACCGCCAGCCCCGAAGCCGACGCCGCCGCCGCCGCCGCCGCCACGUCGGAAAAGGACCGUGCCGUGACGCUGGCCACCACCAAGCAUCAGGAGGUCUUCACCUACUUCCGCCCCAGCUGGGACGCCUACGACGCUGCCGGCCGCGAGCUCGUGCGCCCGGACCUCGUCCCGGACAUCGACCCUGGCCUCAACGAGGGCUACUUCACCUUCCCCGUGUACCGCUCCGAGGGCGCCAGCACCCUCGCCCGCCUGCCCCAGCUGCGCCCGCGCGUGCUCUACGUCUUCGGCGGCGACAGCGACCUCUCCACCCCGGAUCUGCGGGAGGAGAAGAUGCGACUGACGGGCACUGGCGUCGGCGGCAGCGGCGGCGCCGCCCGGGGUAGGGUGAGGGAGGUCACGCUGCCCGGCGCCGGCCACCUCUUCCCCAUGGAGGUGCCGGGCACGAGCGCCGAGUUGAGCGCCGGGUGGAUCGAGGAGGCGCUGGCCGACUGGCGCGCCGAGCAGGCCGACUACGAGCGCUGGACGAGACUGAGCGUGGCCGAGAAGACGACGCUGACGGACGAGUGGAUCAAGAGGCUCGGCGGCUCGGCGAGGCCGCCCAAGGCCAAGGCCAAGAUAUAA